Messenger RNA from Cetraspora pellucida, 276 nucleotides. NCBI's taxonomy places the organism in Eukaryota, Fungi, Glomeromycota, Glomeromycetes, Diversisporales, Gigasporaceae. The record is from the annotation of a GenBank genome assembly.
AUGAACAUACAAACAUCUUGUGCAACUAGAAAAUCACCGUACUUGCUUGAAGAGUUGGCUGAUGAUUUUUUUGAAAAAUCAGAAAAUAAUUAUUUAUUAGACCAAUCUCCAACACCAUAUCAGGAAAUUUCUCUAAUAUUAAAUCAAAAAUCAACAACUUUACUCCAACCUGAAUUGUCGACAUUACACCAACCUGAACUAUUAAUACUAAAUCAAUAUAGAUCAUUGAUUAUAAAUCAAGAAGAUAAUGUUAAUGAACAAAAUUCAUACUUGUGA